GCCCGGGCUGUCCCCUCAGCGCGCCUGCGGACUGGGGCUCGAUUCAUCCCCUCCCUCCGCCUCUCUUCAGCGCGUCUCAGUUUCGCCACCAUUUUGUGCUGCAGUGGCGGCUGCUUGUUGCUGUUUUUAUCGUGCCUAGCUCGGUGCGUGCGAGUCGAAAAAACGGCCCCAUGGCGGAAAGUCAGUCAGCGGCCGGGCAGGGAGAAUCUGCGUCCCUGUGUGGGUCCGGAGCCCCCAGCUCGGAGCCUGAGACCCGGCGGCUGAGCGAGCUGCGCGUGAUAGACCUGCGGGCUGAGCUCAGGCGCCGCAAUUUGGACAGCGGUGGGAACAAGAGCGUCCUCAUGGAGCGGCUGAGGAAGGCUAUUGAGGAGGAAGGGGGGAAUCCUGAUGAAAUUCCAGUGGUUUCAGAAAACAUCAUCAAGAAAACUCCAAAAAGAAGCAGCAAAGGACGUAGACCAGAGGAAGAGGGAGUUGAAGAUAAUGGCCUGGAAGAGGAUUCAGGAGAUGGACAGGAGGAUAUUGAAGCAAGUUUGGAUAACUUGCAGGAUAUUGACAUGAUGGAUAUUAGUGUGUUAGAUGAAGCUGAAAUAGAUAAUGGCAAUGCUGUAGAUUGCGGAGAGGAUUACAGUGCUGAUAAUAUUCUUGACUCACUGUGUGAUAGUAAAGAAAAUGCUGAUGCAGAAAUGAAAGAACUUCCAGAUCAGCCUACAGAAUAUGCUGUAGGUAACUUGGAGGCAUCCCCACAAUUUUCAGAAAUUAAAGAAGAAUCAAGAGAAAUACCAGUAGUGAUGGUAGAGGUUGAAGAUACUGGGAACAGUUUAGAUGCUGUUUCAUCUGAUUUAACUGUAAUAAAGGAAAUUGAAGAACUGCCUUUGGACCCAGAAAAUGAGAAAAUACUCGACAUUUUGGGGGAAACUUGUAAAUCUGAACUACUUAACGAAGAAACUUCCGAAGUGGAGCAGCCACAUGCACAGGAAGCAAGUAACGUGGUGCCAGGCAAGAGGCUAGCCGAGGAAGAGGACGCUCUUGCUGCUGCUCAGUUGGAGGAAGAUGCUUUAGAUUUGGACAGCAAAUCAGCACAAGCUUUGGCAAGGAAGGAAGCAAAGCGUUUAGUUGUAGCAAAAGGGGAGACAAGUGAACAGACAAUAGAGGAAGAGAAACCGGACUCUGAAUCUUUAGUGGUAGAGACCCUAAGCGAUCAGAGUAGCAAGCGAUCCCAAGGCCUGGAAGUCUCUAGUGGGGAAACAGCGGAAAAAGGCGCAGGUCCCGAAGCCAAAGAUAGCAAAGAAGAUGCCAAGAAAACAGAAGACAAAGCUAAUUCUGAGGAAUCCCCUGCUACUAAAGAGUCCUCAACCAGUGAGGGCGGUGAUCAGAAAAAGAGCCCUGUUGAGGAUGCAGAUACAAAGAUAAUCUCAAAAGAUGAGAAAGGCCGCACAAGUAGCGGUUCUGGCAGAAAUCUGUGGGUUAGUGGACUUUCCUCCUCUACUAGAGCUACAGACUUGAAGAACCUUUUCAGCAAAUAUGGAAAGGUGGUUGGUGCAAAAGUAGUGACAAAUGCUCGCAGUCCUGGUGCUCGCUGUUACGGCUUUGUUACAAUGUCAACAUCUGAAGAAGCCACCAAGUGUAUUAGUCACCUCCACAGAACGGAGCUGCAUGGAAAAAUGAUUUCUGUGGAAAAGGCAAAAAAUGAACCAGCUGGGAAAAAGCCUUCAGACAAAAAGGAAGGUGAAGCAAGGAAGGAAAAAGACAGACACCAUUCUGCAGAUUCCAAGUCUGAGAAGUCUGCUGGUAUUAAAAAGGAUGAGAAGAUGGACAAAAAGGAUGAUGCUAAGAAAUCAGAGAAAGAUGGAAAGGAUGAAGGAAAAGAGAAAGAUGAACAGAGAACUGGAUCCUCAGAUCGGUCUAGGGCAAGCAAAUCAGCAAGUCGAGGAACUGAAAGGACGGUAGUAAUGGAUAAAUCAAAAGGAGAGCCAGUUAUCAGUGUGAAAACCUCUACAUCAAAAGAGAGGAGUACAAAAAGUCAGGAUCGCAAAUCUGAGAGCAAAGAGAAGCCAGAUAUUUUAUCAUUUGAUAAAAUCAAAGAACAGCGAGAACGUGAACGUCAGAGGCAAAGAGAGCGAGAAAUCAGAGAAACAGAAAGACGCCGAGAGAGAGAGAGACGAGAGCGAGAGCAGCGUCUUCAAGCCAUUCAUGAACGGGAUGAAAGACAGAGGCUUCAGAGAGAGCGUGAGCGACUUGAAUUUCAACGGCAGCGUCUUGACAGAGAGCGCUUGGAGAGAGAGAGAUUGGAGAGAGAGAGAAUGCACAUAGAGCAGGAGAGGAGAAGAGAACAGGAACGCAUCCAGCGAGAGAGGGAAGAGCUGCGACGUCAGCAAGAACAGCUACGUUAUGAACAAGAACGGCGGUCUGCGAUGAGAAGGCCUUAUGAUCCUGAUGCCAGGCGAGAUGACCCGUACUGGCCAGAGGCAAAGCGAAUGGCAAUGGAUGAUAGAUACCAUUCUGAAUUUAGUCGUCAGGAUCGCUUCCAUGACUUUGACCACAGGGAUCGUGGUAGAUACCAAGAUCAUUCUUUGGACAGAAGAGAUGGUUCAAGAGGAAUACCAGAUCGAGAUGGGCAGCAUUACCCAGAUGAACGCCAUGGAGGGCCUGAUCGUCACUCCCGGGACUCCCGAGAUGGUUGGAGUGGCUAUGGGUCUGACAGAAGAAUGACUGAAGGGAGAGGGAUGCCUCCGCAAUCCCGAGAUGGACGUGACUGGGGAGAUCAUGGUCGAAAGUUAGAGGGGCAUCAAGAUCGUUCAUGGCAGGGAAAUGUGGAUGGAGGAAUGAUGGGACGGGAUCAUGAGAGAUGGCAAGGUGGUGAUAGAAGCAUGCCUGGUCAGUCAGGACCAGGCCAUGUGAUGAAUCGAGGAGGGAUGUCAGGGCGUGGAGGCUUCACACAAGGUGGAAACCAGAGCCAGAUAAUGCAGAGUAGUGGAAUACAAGGAGGGUUUGCAGGCCAGGAUCGACCGAACAGACUGACUGAUCCCCGUUUUACCCGCCGCUACUGAAAGCACUAUAUGUAUAUAUUGUUUUUUUCAGUGGAAGAUGACAAUGGUGGUGAAUUUUAUUAGCCAGGGUCACCUUGAAAUUAAGAUUACAAAAAUCAAAACUGCUGCCAUAUUGUAGCCAAAUACUAUGUUAAUACAUUUGGGUUUUUUGUAAUAAAUGUGUUCUUGGUCAAACAUCAAAGUUUCUGUUAAUGAAACAUUCCAUUUUUCAAAAAUAAUAAAACCAAUUUACAGCUAACAGUA
Molecule: messenger RNA, 3290 nt
Organism: Dromaius novaehollandiae (emu)
Lineage: Eukaryota; Metazoa; Chordata; Aves; Casuariiformes; Dromaiidae
Product: scaffold attachment factor B1-like
Exons: 21
Coding region: 171-3047 (958 amino acids)
Biological process (GO): regulation of transcription by RNA polymerase II; regulation of mRNA processing
Cellular component (GO): nucleus
Molecular function (GO): RNA binding; sequence-specific DNA binding
Source: RefSeq, a predicted model, not a curated record